CCGGUAUAUUAUAUGUAUAGACAACAACAUCUUAAACGAGGCGUCAGUACAAAAUUACAACGUUGUUAUUUCAUCGUAAAAAUAUUGUUUUAUUCACAAAAUAAUUUUAACGUAGUUGGGUGUGAGUGAGAGUUCAAAUAGACUAUCAACACGGAUUACAAACAAGCAACUUUUUAUAAAUUUUAAAGUAUUUCAACAUGAAUUAUAUUACCAUUUUACUUGUUGCCACAUUUAUAUACACCUGCGCUGGCACUAACAUCCGGGAGAAACGCGACGAACGCAGCGAUGUUAACGCAGAGGCCAUUGAACUAAGCUUACAACUAAAGGAUACAAUCAGCGCGCUCAAAUUACGACCAAUGACCAAUGGGGCUGCCAUCGAGCGAUUGGGCAAAGCCAAAAGUCAACUAGAUCAAUUAAUUUAUCUGUUGGGCGUGGCCCAGGUUCAAAGCGAGAUUGAAGCCAACACUGCAAAAUUGCGGGACACCAUCACCUCGGUCAGAUACGAGUUGGAGACUGUGCCCAGGGAGGGGUCCAGCGAACCCGUUAUCCCCGAUAAAGGGCCCAAUUUUCCCGAAGUCAAAACUAUGGGCCCAGAG
Messenger RNA from Medioppia subpectinata, 596 nucleotides. The record is from the annotation of a GenBank genome assembly. NCBI's taxonomy places the organism in Eukaryota, Metazoa, Arthropoda, Arachnida, Sarcoptiformes, Oppiidae.